This is a messenger RNA of Paramecium sonneborni, 909 nucleotides long. NCBI's taxonomy places the organism in Eukaryota, Ciliophora, Oligohymenophorea, Peniculida, Parameciidae. The record is from the annotation of a GenBank genome assembly.
AUGCAACUAAUUCUAAUUACUUUUCUAUAUUAACCAUUAUUAAUUUAUUCUAUUUUAUAAAUCUCUUAUUCUAAUAAUUAUACUCACAUUUAAUCUUCUUUCUUAUUAUAAUAAUUAAUAUGUUAUUAUUUAUAUUAUUUCCAAUUGUACUUUCACAAACUCAAAUCUGCCAAACUUCCGAAUUCAAUUNUUAGAAGAUAGAUUAAUAUAUUGAGUCAGAUAAAAAAUCAUUAAAUACAAUAAUUUGCGAUAUGUGGAAUAGGUGCAAGAAGGAAUCAUACAUCAACUUUGAUGGAUAAUCAAUUAAUAAUAAUUGGAGGAUUUGAAAUAAUGAAUACAAAGCCUAAUUAUUAUGGGGAUAUUCAAAGUAUUAAUUUAAGUACAAUGAGAUCAACAUAAUUAUUAAAGUAGUUUAUGAAAAAUGGAUUAGCUUAUCAUUAAGUGAUAAGAGUAUAUAAAAAGAAUUAAUAUUUUGAAGAGAAAGAGAAUGGUAUAUAUUUAUUUGGAGGGAAAGAUUAAGAGGAUAAUUUUAAUGGAGAUCUGAUAUAAAUAGUUAUAGGAAAUUAGGUUUAAGUUAAUGUAGUUUAAACAGUUGGAUAACAACCAAAGGCAAGAAGAAAUUUUACUAUGAACUAUGAUGAAAAUAGUCAAUGUAUAAUAAUAUUUGGAGGAAUGAAUGAUUUUGAAAUAUUUGAAGAUUUGUAUACUUUAAAUAUUUAAAGUAAAAUUUGGUGUAAUGUGUAAUUGAGUGGAUACUUAAAUUUGAAAGCUAGAUAUGACCAUUGCUCAUUAUAUUCAAAUGAAAAGCUAAUAAUAUUUGGAGGAUUGAAUGAAUUUGGAUAUAUUUUGUUUAAUCCGAUAUUAAUAAAUUUAAAAUUAAAAAGAUAAAAAUUGAAUCAUUAGGAAUGA